This is a messenger RNA of Spodoptera frugiperda (fall armyworm), 1762 nucleotides long. Its product is annotated as aminoacylase-1-like. Gene Ontology annotation, cellular component: cytoplasm. Gene Ontology annotation, biological process: amino acid metabolic process. Bases 246 to 1445 code for a protein of 399 amino acids. NCBI's taxonomy places the organism in Eukaryota, Metazoa, Arthropoda, Insecta, Lepidoptera, Noctuidae. The record is from RefSeq and is a predicted model, not a curated record. The transcript has 10 exons. Gene Ontology annotation, molecular function: aminoacylase activity.
UUCGCAUACUUAGGUGACGAAACCUGGAAUGAAAAUUUUUUUCUUGUCAUGUUAGUGCUCCAGCUGAUUCAACCAUGCAGUCAUAACAUUAUUGUGUUGUUAGUUAAGACACUAUAAAAAGGAACUGUGACUGUGAUCAAAUCGUUGAAUGUAACACAAAAGGUUGUUAUCACAGCGACGGCUACGCUGCCGGCCGAUGUGAGCGAUCAUUACCACUGCAGUGUUUGCUGCGAAACGUAGGUACAAUGGCGGCUAACUACGAAAAUAAUCCAGCCAUCGCGAACUUUGUGGAAUAUUUGAAAAUACCUAGUGUUCAACCUGACAUCAAUUAUGAUGACUGUGUAGCAUUUCUGAAAAAGCAGGCUAAUGGACUUAGCCUCGGUGUGAAAGUAUAUGAAUUAGUUCCACGCAAACCCAUAGUUAUUAUAACAUGGCCAGGCAAGGACCAAGCGCUUGGAUCAAUCUUGCUGAAUUCUCAUAUGGAUGUCGUGCCUGUAUUCGAAAACAGUUGGACGUAUCCCCCGUUCAGCGGGCACAUUGACAAAGAUGGAAAGAUUUAUGCUCGUGGCUCUCAAGACAUGAAAUGUGUUGGUAUCCAAUACCUUGAGGCUAUACGGAAACUUAAGGCAGCUGGUGUGCAAUUAAAAAGGACUCUACAUGUUUGUUUUGUGCCUGAUGAAGAAAUUGGAGGUCACGAUGGUAUGGAAAAAUUCGUCGUCACUAAAGAUUUCAAGGACUUGAAUGUGGAAUUCGCUUUAGAUGAAGGAAUGGCAAGCCCUAAUGAAGAUUUUGUACUGUUUAACGGCGAAAGGAGUAUUUGGCAGAUUCACGUUCAUUGCACUGGACAACCUGGCCAUGGAUCAUUAUUGCUUCCUAACACCGCAGGCGAAAAGUUGAGGUUUAUAAUUGACAAAUUCAUGGAUUUGAGAGCUGAACAGAAAAAGAUAUUGGAGAGCAAUCCAAAACUGACCAUUGGUGACGUUACAACGAUCAAUUUGACUCAAAUAUACGGAGGUGUGCAAUCUAAUGUAGUUCCUGAGAAAUUGACUGCAGUUUUUGACAUUCGAUUGGCUGUGACAGUCAACCACGAGGAAUUUGAAGCCAUGAUAAAUAAGUGGUGUAAGGAAGCAGGGGAUGGAGUAACCUUUGAUUUCGAACAGAAAAAUCAUUACGUAGAAGUCACAAAACUGGAUGCAAGCAAUCCCUUCUGGCUGGCUUUCAAAGCUGCUGCUGAUGAGCUAAAACUCAAGCUGGAUUGCAGAAUUUUCCCUGGCGGUACCGACAGUAGAUACGUACGUGACGUUGGAAUACCCGCUCUGGGUUUCUCUCCCAUGAACCAUACACCGGUCCUUCUCCACGAUCACGACGAGUUUCUAAAAGCCGACAUAUUUUUGAAAGGCAUUGAUAUCUACGUUAAGCUUCUUACAGCUGUUGCUAACGUUUAAAUCUAUAAUACGCAUUUUAAAACUAAUAAUAAGCAUGUAUUUAGUACUCUUCCUUCCAUGUUAACUUGGCAAAUAGAGUACUUUUAAAUUAAUUGCAUAAUCCUGUGCAACUUACCACCUGUGCCUUUGUAAGAAAUAUUUUCGUUUAUUUUUUGUCAUUGAUAUAGCUUAGGAAGAAAAAAACGCAAUUAUUAAAGUUAAAUUAAUGAAAUAAGUGUCAUCCAUAUCGACGUAAUUAUAAGUAUUAUCCUAAACGUAAACGUUAGUGAACGUACUGAUUGUACCUAUAAGUGUAUAAUUAUAUUUUUUAAAUGGUA